Molecule: messenger RNA, 3176 nt
Organism: Lepus europaeus (European hare)
Lineage: Eukaryota; Metazoa; Chordata; Mammalia; Lagomorpha; Leporidae
Gene: CDKL3
Product: cyclin dependent kinase like 3
Exons: 14
Coding region: 170-2128 (652 amino acids)
Biological process (GO): positive regulation of dendrite morphogenesis; negative regulation of axon extension; dendrite extension
Cellular component (GO): nucleus
Molecular function (GO): cyclin-dependent protein serine/threonine kinase activity; ATP binding
Source: RefSeq, a predicted model, not a curated record
AGCGAGCGGCUCCCGGCCUGCCGGGAUAGCGGGCUAAGUAGAGUCGGGGUCCCGUUGCCUGCCCGGGGCUGCGCGGAGCCACAGAAUGGGCUGAGGCGGUGGCGGUUGCCCGGACGAAGUCGACCGCGGGACGAGGGGCGCGACGCCGAAGUAGCCGCCAGGCUUGAGGAUGGAGAUGUAUGAAACCCUUGGCAAAGUGGGAGAGGGAAGUUACGGAACGGUCAUGAAAUGUAAACAUAAGAACACUGGGCAGAUCGUGGCCAUUAAGAUAUUCUACGAGAAGCCGGAAAAGUCUGUCAACAAAAUUGCAUUGAGAGAGAUAAAGUUUCUAAAGCAGUUUCGUCAUGAAAACCUGGUCAAUCUGAUCGAAGUUUUUAGACAGAAAAAGAAAAUCCACCUGGUGUUUGAGUUUAUCGACCACACGGUGCUGGACGAGCUGCAGCACUACUGCCACGGGCUGGAGAGCAGGCGGCUCAGAAAGUACCUGUUCCAGAUCCUUCGGGCAGUCGACUAUCUGCACAGUAACAACAUCAUUCAUCGAGAUAUAAAACCUGAGAAUAUUUUAGUGUCCCAGUCAGGAAUUACUAAGCUCUGUGAUUUUGGUUUUGCACGAACUCUAGCAGCUCCCGGGGACGUUUAUACAGACUACGUGGCCACGCGCUGGUACAGAGCUCCAGAAUUAGUACUAAAAGAUACUUCCUACGGAAAACCUGUGGAUAUCUGGGCUUUGGGCUGUAUGAUUAUUGAGAUGGCCACUGGAAAUCCCUUUCUUCCCAGCAGCUCUGAUUUGGAUUUACUCCAUAAAAUCGUUUCAAAAGUGGGCAAUUUAACACCUCACUUGCAGAAUAUCUUUUCCAAGAAUCCCAUUUUUACUGGCGUGGUCCUUCCUCAAGUUCAACACACCAGAAAUGCAAGAAAAAAAUACCCAAAGCUUAAUGGAUUGCUGGCAGAUAUAGUUCAUGCUUGUCUACAGAUUGAUCCUGCUGAGCGGAUGUCAUCUCCUGAACUUCUGCAUCAUGAGUAUUUUACUAGAGAUGGAUUUAUUGAAAAAUUCAUACCAGAACUGAGAGCUAAGUUACUACAAGAAGCAAGAGUCAACUCAUUUAUAAGGCCAAAAACAUAUUGUAAAGAAAAUGAAUUUAAGGAUGAUGAAAGAAAAAUAGUGUAUAACAAUACAUUGCUAAGUAGUUCUUUUUGGGGAAAGGAAAUGGAAAAAGAGAAAAAACCCAAGGAGAUCAAAGUCAGAGUUAUUAAAGUUAAAGGAGGAAAAGGAGAUAUCUCAGAACUGAAAAAGACAGAGUAUGAAGUGGAACACUGUCGACAGGAUGGGAUGGAAGAUGCUCACGCUGUGUCUGAGGACACCAGACCUGCAAGCAGCGAACCAGCAAGCCCCGUCAAUUCCAGCACUGAUUCCAGUGGCAUGAAAGAAGAUGCGCAGUCUGGAGGCUAUAUGACAAUGCCACCCAUCAAUCCAGCUUGCGGUAAUUUGAUGACUGCAAAUCUCAACUCUAAUCUCUCCCACCCCAACCCAAGGUUAGCUGAAAGAGCAAAAAGGAGGCGCACUUCUUUACAGUAUGUUGGACAAGCUGUGUCUGACAGCAGGCAGGACGAUGGAGGUGCCGUGCAAAGCCAAGUGGAGAAGAGUGUAUGUAAGGGUCAAAGUGGCCAGGUGGCAAAUGGAAACAAAAGGAAGCUGAAUUUUUCCAGAUCUGACAGAAAAGAAUUCCAUUUCCCAGAACUGCCUUUCACAAUACGCUCUAAGGAGAUGAGAGGAAUGGAAGUUAAGCAGGUAAAAAUGCUGAAGAAAGAUUCAAAGAGAACAGAUACAUCUAAAAUACAAGCUUUACUUCACAUGGACCAUAAGCAAGAAAAGCAAGAGGUGCAGGGGCCCAAGGACUUGGGCCAUCUUCUACUGCUCUCCCAGGCCACAGCAGAGAGCUGGAUUGGAAGAGGAGCAGCUGGGACUAGAACUGGUGCCCAUAUGGGAUGCCAGCACCGCAGGUGGAGGAUUAACCUACUGUGCCAUGGGGCUGGUGGAGAACUCAGGCGGACUCUGACCGUGUUCCACACUGCAGGCCUGGAGGGUCGCCUGUGUGAGUGUGGCUGGACACCGCACCUGAAAUCCUGACCACUUGGGCCAGUCCCUUCUCAGCUGUCAGGUCCACGGCAUCGUGGCAAAGAGCAGGAAGGCACACCCGGCUCGGCUUCAGGACCCUGGACACCCAGUGCUGGGCUUUUCCCCACUCACUCCACACGGUCCCAACUCUUUCUCCUGUGUGUUCGAGGACUUUCAUUGCAAAACAGCCUAAGCAUUUGGGCUCUUGUUACAGUCUGGGGGAGGACGUCGAGGGGCUUUCUUCUGGGCACACUAGUGGGAGGCACUAGCGGGGAAGGCCGGCCCAGCAGGUUGUCUUCAGUUCCAGGUAAGUCAGGGCGCUUGGGAGUGGCAGGGUGGAAUGCCACCAGAACCAGCUCUUGCCUUGUCCUUCACGGCUAACUGUCCCUGGGAAAGCUUUUCCUGGGGUCAUCAUGAUCGCUAUUCCCAACAAUUUUCAGCCAGCACCAGGGGCUCCGUCAUAAGGCCCGUACCUGUUCGGAUGACCCCUUCAUACCCCAGGCCCGGCAUGUGGCACACAGUAGGCCCUGCAAAUGUAGGGGAAGCGGGAUGCGAGGUUGCGCGAACCCGGAGGCAUUCAGGACCAGGGCGCGGCCGGUCGGAUCCAAGGGUGUCUGAGCUUUCAUUUCUAGGAUCCCGGCCCGCACGCGGCCAGGACGCGGGCGCCCCUCUCUUCCAGGCGCUCGGACCAGGAGGAAGGUGCACGCACACCCGGAGCGCCAGGCGACGAUGAGCGAGGUCGAGGGGGCCAAGGAGCCGGGGCCCGCCGUCAGAGACGCCCAGGCCCAAGGACAGACGUGUGCGGGGAGUCAGGUGCCCUGCGCGGCUCCACGCGACAGGUGUACCUCCCCCGCCCACGACCGACCUAAUUACACGGGGCCGGCCGCGCCCAUUCCUGCUCCCACAGAUGCGGGAGUCCCACGCAAUUCCCGCGCUCCUGCACCAUGGAGAAAUCGUGAGGUCGCGACUCUGGCUUCCGUGACCUGGCUGCCAAGCAGCACCCAGAGGCCUUCCCAAGGAAACACGUUUCCGGCUGACGGGAGACCCCUACACCCCCGCG